Messenger RNA from Acromyrmex echinatior (Panamanian leafcutter ant), 1633 nucleotides. Its product is annotated as microtubule-associated protein 1 light chain 3 alpha. The record is from RefSeq and is a predicted model, not a curated record. Lineage: Eukaryota; Metazoa; Arthropoda; Insecta; Hymenoptera; Formicidae.
UUACGUCACGUCCGACUAACUCAACCUGACGUUUCGUACGGCGUCUCUGUGCACGUUAACGUUAUUUUGACCCGAGACCGAGUCCAUAGCACAGCUGAUAGCGCGUCGCGUACGUCGCAAUACUACCAGUAGGUGAUAGCACGUUAUAUCGUCACGAACAUGAAUUUGACACCCAGGAGAUCGUACAAGGAAAAACGCUCGUUCGAGCAGCGAUCUGUUAGUGCAGAGGAAAUCAGAAAGCUGCAUCCAACUAAAAUCCCUAUUAUUGUGGAGCGUUACAAAUUAGAAAAUCAGUUGCCACUUUUGGACAAAAGUAAAUUUCUAGUGCCAGAUUUUCUAACUGUGGCGGAAUUUUGCAAAAUAAUCAGACGUCGGUUACAAUUGAAUCCGACGCAAGCUAUUUUCCUAUUAGUGAAUCAGAAAAGUAUGGUAAGCGGUAGUCUGACUAUGGCUGAGCUCUAUCAAAAUGAAAAGGAUCCAGAUGGUUUUCUGUACGUUGUGUUCGCUAGUCAGGAUGUAUUUGGUGAUCAUUAACCGAUGCGAGCUAAUUUUAAACCAUUCAAAAACGAAAUACCUCCUCGGCACUUAACGAUACUUUGAUAGAUGUUUACGUGGAUUUUUGUGGGGAUUCUACAUCUGCUAGCAACUCUGCCUUUAUUGGAAAUGUGCAGAAUCUUUGUGAUCAACUUACCGUACCUGGAAUAAUUAACAGAACAAUUAUAAUUUGUUUUUUGGAAUGUGUAUAAAUUACGGUGCUUUCUACCCCUUUGACAUACGGACAAAUUACAUUUGAUAUUAGCGUCUAUUUAGUUUACUACUAGUAAUGAUAAACUUUACUAUUAAUUUUAGCGGCGGUAAGUUAUAUAAAAUGAUAAUAAGGUAAUAUGCAUCUAAAGAUCUAAAGAUAUUAUGUAGACGUUCUUUUUUCGGUAGGUCAAGAAAUUAAGGGAGAUUUUCUCUUUCUUUCAAGUCCAUAUCUUUAUUUAGUAAAAAAAUUCGUUAUUUUAAUAAGUUUCAGAUAUGGUAUUUGAUUAAUUUGUUUUUACACAUCGCAUAAUAGGCCAGUCUCUCUUAGUUUGCAAUUCAUGUUAAAUCUUCGUACCGUUACUAUUACAUAGCUUUUAAGCAUAAAAUUUGUUACCGUUACACAAAUGUAAUUGAAAUCAAAACGAAUUUAUGUUUGUCAAUUCAGCAGAAUUGAUAGAUUCCGUCGAUAGUUUCGAUUAUUACAUUACAUUUUUAUGUGCUAUAAAAUAUAUAGCAUUUCCAAAACUAUAUUAUGAUGACAAGAUGUUUUUAUGAAUACAAAAUAUCUUGCUGCCAUAAUAUCACAUAUAUUGUUAGUAUUAUUUUUACCACACAAUACUAGGAUAUUGAAAAAAAAGUGUUCAUGUACAUAAUCCGCAAUGUGUAAUGUACGGUGAUAUGCGUUAAAUUCUCAUAAAAUUACAUUAAGUUUUACACAAGAUAUGAAAUUGAUCUCUCAAGUCAACGAUACACAAAGUUAGUUAAGUACUAUACUACUUUAAUCACUAAAACUUCAGGGCCACGUUUUAAGAUAAUCCGACGUAAGAUGUCUUCUCUUUGUAGGAAACUUGUGCAAUAAGCCAAAAAUAAAGAAAACGAAAACGUA